Molecule: messenger RNA, 6694 nt
Organism: Sipha flava (yellow sugarcane aphid)
Lineage: Eukaryota; Metazoa; Arthropoda; Insecta; Hemiptera; Aphididae
Exons: 19
Coding region: 166-6636 (2156 amino acids)
Source: RefSeq, a predicted model, not a curated record
UGUCGAAUUGCAUGUGAACAUUUUUAACGGUCAUUGUGUCGGUUAUUUGAAUAUUGUAUCUAUACCCGUUAAAAGCAUUAAUUAAUUUAUAAAUAUUGAAUACUUUUCAAUGUUGUAAAUUAUUAUUAAUAUUAUUUUAGUUUCUCUUGAGCUCGAACUGUUAAUAUGGACAAAUUCGAAGAAUUAAUCCUUCGUUGGGUUUGUUUAUUUGACGACUUUAAGGAUACUGAAUAUUUAAACAUCCAAAAUCUUGUGUCCAGUACUUCCUUCAAAGAAUUUGUUGAUAAUGUGUUUUGUUUAAAAUGUUCCAUACCACUAAUCACAGAAAAAGAAAAGAUUUAUAACACUAUAAAAGUGAACUAUCACGAAUUUGAAAUACAAACAUAUGAAGAUUUAUUCAAUGAAGAAAACUCAUUUUAUACUUGUAUAGUAGUUCUAUUACAUGCAUUAUUAAAAUGUACAAAUAAUAAAUUCAGAGAUCAACUGAGUGAAAGAAUGGAUAGUGAUGAGCAAAUAUUACUUGCAAAAUUCUUAGAAGCUACACAAUUCUCAUUAUUUACAAAACAAAAUAUUUUAGAUGCAUUAUUAUUGACAAAUGAUAUAAAUAUUUCCAGUUCUAAUAUUUCAUCAGAAAUAUUUUCAAAUAACAUUACACCUAUAAAAUCAAGAUCUCGAAGUCAUUUACAAGAAUUUUGUGAGUCACCAAAAUCUAAAUCCUUAAUAUGUCAAGAAAAAGAAAAGAUCAUUGCUAAGCUUAGCGAGGAUUAUAAGAAUGAAUGCGAAGAAAAUUACAAAUUGGCUGAAAAUAUUAAAACCUUACAAGAUAUUAAUACAAAUCUAAGUUGCAAAUUAGAAGAUAAGGAAAAAAUAAUACAAUUUUUGAAAGAUGAAAUUGAAGAAUUUUCCAAACCUAAAGAAUCUCUUGAUAAUUUAAAAACUGAUAAUGCUUUGAUUUUAAAAAAAUUAAAGCAAGAUAUAAUUGAUUUGGAGAUUAAUAACAAUGAGUUACGACAACAAAUAACAGAAUUUGAAAAUAAACAUAAAGAUAUUCAAGGAAAAUUAGAAAAAAAAAAUUCAGAUUAUGAAAAUCUUCUAAGUACCUUUGAUAACAUUGAAACUGAAAAUACAUCAUUAAAAAAAAAUAUUGAUUUGAUAAAUGAAAAACUACGAAUAAAAGAGAUGGAAAUAACAUCCUUAAAAGAUGAACUCUGCAAUAAAUCAAUUUCAAUUAGUCCUGCAAAAUCAAGCAACCAAGAAACUAAUAAUAUUAUGCCUUCAAAUACAUUAUUUGAUGAAUUGAGUUGUCUUAAAUUAGAAGAAGUUACACGUGACAAAGAAAAAUAUAGACAUAAAUACAAAUCUGUUAAAAAAGAUUUAAUUAAUAUUGAAAAUCGUGUUAAAGACUUAGAUAAACAAAUUGAAACUUUGAAACAUCAUUUACAUAAUAGUGAAACUAAUAAAGAAGAACUUUAUAAUAAAUUUAUGAACAAAAAAAAAGAACUUCAAGAAAAUCAAAAAAAAAAUCAAAGUUUAGAAUCUAAAAUAAAGUAUAUGAAAGAUUCUAUUAAAGAUAAGGAAAAUAGUAUUGAAUUAAUGUGUACUAAAUUAGAGAAAAGAGAGAAGGAAAUUAAAGAAUUGUCAAUUGAAAUGGAUGUUGUUAAAAAGGCAAAAACUAUGAUAGAACUAAUUCUGAACAAAACUAACACAGAAAUUGAAGCAUUACAUGAAGAAAAUGAUAAAAAUGUUAAAAAAUUACAAACCAAAAUUGAAGAUUAUAAAAAGUCAGAAGAGUUAUUUAAUAAAAAUAUUGAUGAUUUACAAAAUAAUAUUAAAAGAAUGCAAGAUGAUUUGGCUAACAAAGAAGGCAAUAUUAUUUUUUAUGAAGAAAAGAUGGCUGAAAAUUAUCAAAGCAUUGAUAUUCUAGAAACCGAAUUAAAAAAAAUGUAUCAAGAAAAAUUAAUUUUACAAUCUAAUUUGAAAGAUAGCAAAACAGAAAAUGAAACUCAACAAAAAGUGUUAAAUGACAAAAUUCGUGAAAUGGAAAAUUACUUAGAAUACUAUCUAGAUGAAAUAAAAGAUUUAAAGAAUACUAAAACAAAAAUAGAAGAAAUUUUACAUUGCAAACAAAAUGAAAUAGACAGGCAAGUUGAUCUGAUCAAUUACCAAAAAAAUAUAAUUGAGACAUUACAAUCUGAAAAACGUCUCCAAGAAAUUAGUAUAGGCGAUCUAAAUGAUGCAUUGUUACAAAAAUCAAAUGAAAAUGCAGAUUUAAAGAAAAAUAUUUUAGAUUAUACAUUAAGUGUUAACACUUUAAAGGAACAAUUAAAUACUGCUAUAAAUGAAAAAAAUUUGUUAGAAAAAAAUGAAAAACAGAAUAAAGUUCAGAUGAAGACAUUAAAUGAAGAAUUUCAAAGUCAAAUUUUUGAUUUAAAAAAUGUGUUGGAAAGUCGUAAUUUUGAAAUUAAUCAAUUUGCCGUUGAUCUUGAAAAACUCAAAGAAACUUUAGAGAAAAAACAAAAUGAUUUUAAUGAACAAUUAAUUAUAAGUAAUAAACAAAUCGAAACAAUCUCGCAUUUACGUUUGGAAAAGUAUGAGCUUGAAGAGAAAUUUAAAUCUACUAGACAAGAUUUAUUUGUCAAGGAAAAUGAUAUAAAAUCAUUGGAAGAAAAAUAUAUUCAAAGUAAAUUAAAAAUUGAUUACUUAACUGAGACAAUUAAUUUUAAAAUAUCAGAAAAUCAUUCACUUGCUAAGGUCAUAGAAAAUAUUACCACAAAUGUGAAAAAUAUGCAGGAUAAUUUUGAUAAACAACUUUUUAAUGCAGAAAUUAACUUAAAAUCAUAUAAUCAGAAAAUUGAUUCUCAGACAAACAAGUUAUUACAAAUUAAAAACUAUAUAUUAGUUCAAGAAAGUGAAUUGAAAACCCAAAUAGAUUUGAAUAAUAAACAAAAUUAUUGUAUCCUAAAUUUGGAAAAUGAGAAACUGGACUUGUUAGAAAAAUGUAAAGAUCUUGACCAAACUUUAUUAAAUAAAGAUGCAGAAGUAAUAAACUUAAGAAAAGAACUUAAAGAUUAUAGUACAAUUAUACAAGAUUUAAAAGAAAAACUUGGUGUUAUGAGUAUAGAAAAAAUCAUGAUUGAAACAAAUUUGAAUGAAACUUCUGAACAAUUUAAAAAGGCACAACAAAAUUUUACUGAACAGAUCAAUGAUAUGUUGGGCAAAUUAAGUAACAAUAAAGAAGAAAUUAUUCAGUUGAAAAAUCAGUCCUUGAAGGUUACAAAUUUGUUGGAAAACAAACAAAAAGAACUUGACGAACAACUUAAGUUAACUAUUGAACAGUGUAAUAUUAUUAAAGAUAUAAAAACAGAAAAAGAAAUUUUAGAAAAUCAAGUCGCUAAUUCUGAUAAAAAUGUUAUUACCACACAGUUAGAAAUUGAAAAACUUAAAGAUGAAUUAGAUGAACAUAAAUCUUCCAUUUUAAAACUAAAACAAGAAUUUGACAGUGUAACAAUAGAAAAAAUCUCACUUGAAAAUAUAUUACAAGAUACAAUUAUGAAAAAAGAAGCUAUUAAUAAAGAGUAUGAUGAACAAUUGAAUGAGGUGAAGAAUUUUUUAAAAGAUAGUAUACAUGAAAUCAAUGAUCUUAAAAAAUCUUUGACCAUGAUGAAAAAUGAUAUGAAUAAUAAACAAAUACAAUUAGAACUCAUCACUGAAGAAAAUAAUAAAUUGAACAAAACUUUUAUUGAUACUGAAAAUCAAUGUAUUAAUUUACAACAUAAAUUGAAGGAGUCUAACAAUUGUAUAUUGGAAAAAGAAGAAAAUGUAAAAUUACUUAAAGAUCAAAAUACUGAGUACUCUGUUGCUAAUGAAAGUCUAGAAAAACAAAUCAUUGAAGUAAAACAAAUGUUAAAUGAUAAACAUAUUGAAUUAGAAAAACAAAUUCAGUGGUGCAAUGAACAAAGGGAAACUAUUGUUAAAAUUAAUUGUGAAAAAGAAUCUCUUUGUGAUAAAAUAAAAAACCUUGGAGAUACUUUAUCACACAAAGAACACAAAUUGAAUUUGUGUGAAGAAAAAUUAUAUGCUUGUACUAAUACAAUUAAACAUUUAGGAAACCAAAUAGAAGAAAUGAAAGACGAAAAAGCAUCAUUUGAAUUGCAAUCGCAUAAAACUGUUGCACAUUUAACCGAUAUAAACCAAAAUCUGACUAAUCGAUUGAGAGUAAUGGAAAAUGAUUUGUUGCAAAUUCAAGAAAGACUAAUUCAUGAACAAAAUGAGUUAGAAAAUCAAUCAAAACAGUUGAAUGAACAAACAAAAACAAUAUCUUUUUUAAAUGAAAAAAAAGACACAUUAUUAGAAGAAAAAAAUAAACUUGAGGAAUGUUUGGAUGAAAAAGAAUGUGCUCUUAAAUUAUUACAAGAGAAAAUAAAUAAUCAUGAAAAACAAAAAGAAGAAUUCAAAACUCAGAAGAUGAAUUUGGAAUCGAAACUCAAUGAGAAAGGAAAUGAGUUAGAAAAUAUACAACAGGAAUCAAAGCAGCAACUUGAAGAUAUAGGCAGCAAAUAUAUUGAAAUGCAAGAAUUAUUAAAGAAAAAACAGAUUGAAAUUGAUAAAUAUGUAAAUAAAUGUAACUGUCAAAUAGAAACAAUUACUCUUUUAACAUCAGAAAGAGACAACUUAAUUAAUGAAACAAAUUCACUUAAAAAUACUAUACUGAUUAAAGAUAGUAAUAUUACAACUAUGCAAGAAAAAGUUCUCGAUUAUGAAAAACAAAAUGAAAGUAUUAAAAAUGAAAAAAUUACUUUAGAAAUUGAUUUAAAGCAUACUAAUAAACAGUUAGAAAUUACUUGUAAUGGUUUAAGAAAACAACUUGAAGAAAUGGAAAAAAAAUUGUCUAAUUAUCAAAAAGAGUUAAAUUCUGAACAUGUAGAUUUGUGUGAAAAAAACAACUUGAUAGAUGAAACUAUUAAACUUCAAAAGUGUUUAGUUGAAAAUGAAAGUGCUUUAGUAACAAAUCAAAAUAAAUUAGAAGAUUUUAAUAAACUAUAUGAAGAAACCAAAUGCAAAAAUAUCUUAUUGAUGACUGAACUAAAUGAUCUUAAAUGUCAAUUUGAUAAUUUACGUGAAGAAUCAACUGAGAAAAUUAUUAAUAUGGAUAAAAAGUUAUGUGAAGCUCAAAAACAACUUGAUGAUAAGCAAUCUGAAAUUGAAAAACAAAUUGAACUAAAAAAUACCUCAUUAGUAGAUAUUUAUCAGAAAAUAAAUGAUUUAAAAAAUAUAAAAAAAGAACUUGAGUCAAUACUCAAAAAGGAAAAAAGAGAUUUUGAAACACAUUUAGAAACUUGUUCGAAUUAUUCACAUAAUGUUAUUAAAAAUGAACCUACACUAGACCAUCAAGAUUCAUUGAUGGAAGUAAUUACUUCUGCUGAUACAUUCAUAGAACAAAAUGGAAUUCAAUUAAUACCAGUUGGAAAUUGUGAUGAUUACUCAAUUAUUGAAAGACUUAAAAAACUUUUUGAAGCACUAAAAAUGUUUAUAGUUAACAUUAAUGCUCAAGGAAAUAAGCAGAUCUUGGCACAUAAUGAGUAUGCAUCUAAUGAAGCAUAUGCUGAAUUACUUAUCAAAUCAAAUAGACAACUUGAAACCAUAAAACAAUUGGAAACUGAUAUGUCUGAAUUGAAAUCUGAGUGCAAUUACAAAAUGACAAAAAUUCAACAAAAAACUCAAGAGUAUAUUACGAGUGAAUAUGAAAAGAAAUUUGAACGUAAACGAGAGCAGAUGAAACAAUUUUGCAAAGAUUUAGAAACAAAAAUACACCAAGAUUAUGAAACUAAACUAAUGAAAUACAAGGAAAAGAUAAACAAAGAUGAAAUUCAUAUUAAAGAACUUGGUCAGCAAUUAUGGGAAGUUAGUGAAAAAUAUUUAAGAUUGCAACAAAAAGAAAGAAGAGAUUCCACUAUGUCCUUGCCAUUUGAAAUUUCAGGAAUUUCUCAAGCUACAUAUGCAGUUCCAAAGUAUAAUUCUUUUACAUUGCCAAAGUCUAAUUCAACCAGUCAAAUAAGAUCACUUGUUGAAGAAACUACUCGUUCCAAUCAAGAUAAUGCUAAAAGAAAUGUACCUGCUGGAAUUGGUAAAAAAUUCACCUUAUCGUCUGGUAAAAUAUUCCCAAAAGAAGAAGAUGAGGAGGGUGAAAUGUUUAACCACUCAUGCCUUGCUGAUUUGAAACAUGGCAAAGUAAGACUGAAUGAUAAUUUUGAUAAGCAGUGCAAUGAACGUUUAUCAGAAUUACAAGCCCGCAACUCGCUUUGUCCACCACAUUUAAGAAGUUGUUAUGCCGUUGAAACUAAUUAUUUGCCAAAUGCAUCAUUAAUUACAGAAGAAGAUAUUAAGACCUUAGCUAACUAUAGUGAUUGUGAGAGUGAAAACCUUAUUCCAAAUGAUCGGAACAAAAAAAAAGAUCGUAAUCAGACAUCAUACAAAAAACCAGGCCCCCCAACCCCUAGCAAAAAUGGUGGUCGUGUUUCUUUAUCGGGCAAUGCUAAAAUCACAUUAAAAGAAUCAAAAGAUUCUAAUACCAACAAAAGACGAGCCAGCAGCACACCAAACAAAUUAUUCAGCCUAUUCAUGAGCAAAAAAAAUUAACUUUACACAUUUAAUUAUUAUGUUUAAAUGAUAUAAUUUAAAACUAGCCAACUCUUGC